AUGGCGAAUAUCAAUCGAUUUCCCAAAUUAAUCUACUUCUUAUUUCUCGUUGGCCUAUAUCUGGUUCGUAUAAAUGCAAAUGAGGAAUAUAACACUGUGACCACUGAUAGCACAUCGUGGAGCUCAGAUACGAUGCCCAUUUUUGACAAGUUUCAUUUAUCAUUCGUUCGAAAUAUGUUCGAGACGUUGGGAUCGAGAUCAGACGAUUCAGACGACGAUUCUGAUGGUCCUACUGCUGCGCAAAAAUAUGGUUACGGUUUUUUAAGUGUAUUAGUCAUUAGUACAUUCUCACUUAUUGGUGCAGCGAUUUUUCCAUUAAUGAAGAAACCUUACUAUAAAUACAUCAAUGCAUUUUUCACAUCAGUGGCUGUGGGAGCAUUAUUUGCCAACAGUGCCUUUGAACUAUUUCCUGCUAUCAUUCAAUAUGAGAGUGGUAAUAGGCGAUCAGUCAAUCAUACGGAAAUAAACACGACGAAACCAGACUCAGAAAAUGACGAAGAAGAACCUAUUGUGCCGCUUUUUCUUUGGCAAAUGUUGAUACUUGUUUUAACUGCCUAUUUCUUUUAUUUCCUUGAAAUGAUGAUCAAUGUCUUCAUCGUCUAUCGAGAUCGACGAAAGAAAGAAGUUUUCGAAUUUGAUCACGAUAAUUUACCGCCUGACGAUAGAAGCACAUUGCCUGCUCUUACUCCUCGAUCUCGUAGUGAAACAAUUCUUUCAGCAACUUUUCCCAAUAUUGCUCUAACAUUCGAAGAUAAGCAAACGCCCGCUAUCGGAUGGGUGAUUAUCAUCGGUGAUGGUAUUCAUAAUAUUGCAGAUGGUCUUGCUAUUGGUGCUGCAUUUUCUGAUAGUAUUAUUCUCGGUAUAGCACAAGCAAUAGCUGUUGCUUGUCAAGAAUUUCCAAGUGAACUUGGUGAAAUGAUGAUUCUGAUCGAAUCAGGUUUUACGAUAAAACGUGCACUCUUGUUCAAUUUCUUUUCUGCCUGUACAGCUUUUCUCGGCUUUUUCGUUGGUGUUGGUCUCUCUGAAAACGAGACUGCCAGAAUAUGGAUUUUUUCGGUAACGGCGGGUAUAUUCACAUAUAUUGCUCUUGUUGAUUUAUGGCCAACACUAAUGCCCGAAGCUAAGCAGUUCGAAUGGAGACGGUUUGCUUGUGUGACUGCAGGGUAUUUGUUUGGAGUAUUUGUUAUGUUUGGUUUGGGUAUAUUAACUGAACAACUCGUACCGCACCCGACAAAACGUUGA
Messenger RNA from Adineta ricciae, 1242 nucleotides. NCBI's taxonomy places the organism in Eukaryota, Metazoa, Rotifera, Eurotatoria, Adinetida, Adinetidae. The record is from the annotation of a GenBank genome assembly.